Messenger RNA from Porites lobata, 3614 nucleotides. NCBI's taxonomy places the organism in Eukaryota, Metazoa, Cnidaria, Anthozoa, Scleractinia, Poritidae. The record is from the annotation of a GenBank genome assembly.
AUGGAGUCUGUCUCCAGACGAUGUAUGAUCGACAUUGCUUGUGAUUUGUGUCGUGAUUGGAAAAAGUUUGGUUACGUAAAUGGCCUGUCAAAGGAAGUUGAGCAAAUUGAUCAAGAUUACAGGAAAAAUGUGUUUGAACAGGCGUACAGAAUUCUACAAGCUUGGAAGCAAAAAAAUGGACCCAGGGCAAAUUAUCAAGAGCUAGGAAAAUCGUUUAGAUCAGGAACACUGCUACGCAUUGAUUUAGCUGAAAAAUAUUGUGAAGGGAGAAAUCAAAGCCCCUCUACAACAGGUAAUCGGUAGAUAAAUGUCCUCCAUAUUACAUGAAGCUAGCCUGAGCAUGAUAUGAAGAAUAUGCGGCCGAGUGGAUUCCCCCCGGGAGUGGAUUAUAGUAACAGCCUUCUCAAUAUGCAAAAUUCUUCAUAUCAUGCUCAGCCCCAGUUACGAUAAAAUUGUUAAGUAUAGUAAUUAUGCCAAACUUUCUUCCCUUUUAUUCUCUAAUAUCCUGAAUCACUAUCUUCAACCAUCUACUGAUUGUUUUCAUUUCAAUUAUACUUUAAAUAUUAUUUACAUAGGACUUCAGCUAAUAAUGUAUAAAGUUUGUUUUGGUUCUUUUUUGUUUGUUUAUUCUUUUUUCUUUAGGAUUUCUUAUAGGUUUCCCCUAUAAGUAUGUCUGAACUGCCACUGUACUCUUGUCUGGUAAACUCGUGUAAAAACUACUUGUGUAUUUUUUAUUAUUAUUUUAAUUUGGUGAAAUCAAAAUUACAUCCUCGAUCUACACAUCUUGGAUGGGAGGACACUAAAUUGGGUGACAGCAAAUCAAAACAGCUUUCAACCGAACAAGGACUGUGGGUGCAUUAAGGUGGUAGGAAGAGAUAAUAGUCUCUUCUGGGAAAUGACUCUACACAAUUUCAUAUAUUUUUUUAUUACUGUUGCCUUUUUUUUCUAGGAAGUGUAACCCGCGAGGCAGGUGCAAGAAAAGGGAGGAAAGCAAGAAAGGGAAAAGCAAAAGGGAAAAAAAAUAAAGGGAAAGGGGGCAGUCCUCUUUCCUUCUCUCCCCAAUCCCCUCUUCCUUUUCCCCUCCCUCCCCCUCUCCUUUUGAAGCCUCCUACACAGAUAUCAGAACUGUUCAUUUACUUUUGUUUUACAAUCUUAGAGAAGGGUCAUUUGAGGACUGGAAAGGUGUCAGACACCGAUAUAGUGGCAAUUUCAAAUGAGCUUGGUAUUAAGUGGAUAUGGGUUGGACGGUUGCUUGGGCUGGAGGACACUGAGCUUGAUGAUAUUAGAGAAAAUAAUGGGAGUCACUACGAAUGCUCUCACAAAAUGCUGCUGUCCUGGACACAAAGAAGUACAUCCCAGGCAACAUAUGAGUGGCUUGCCCAAGCAUUAAGCCACACAGCAGUAGGCAGGGGUUUAAUUGCUCAAAAGUACUGCAUUGAAGAUGUUGGAGAGUCCCAAGGAGGUAUUACUAUGAACAUUAUGUGAUUAAAAUUAUGAGUGACAAAGGAGAUAAGCAAUUAAUAAGCACUUAUCAGUGUACAUGCAAUUUAGGAGAAAGCAGAUGGAUGAAAAUGAGACUGCAGAAGAAAAGAAAAGUUCUUAGGUCAUCUUAACCUCGUUCAUCCGUCCCUAUGGAACAUGCAAGCGAGAGAUGGGACGGGUAGGGAGAGAACCCUGGGAACGAGCUUGAGGUCAAUCUCUCUAGUACAUUUGUAAGAGAAGCCGUGAAAGGGGUGGAUUGGGGCCAACCAUACAAACUAAUGCAAAAGUCACAAGACAAGUUCUAAUAACAAAUAAUCAACUUGUCAUCGGCCGGACAUUUUAAUUAUUAAAUCAAGGUGACCUUAAUCGUACACCAGCCUCUCUCCUUUGCAGAGGCCAUGUUGUGUCACUAUGAAGCAGUGGAGCACGGGCCUGACUGCAUGUGAGGUUACUACAUAGGUCGUGCAAUACUGGUCAUACUGAUAAGUGAAUGCCCAAGUUUGAGAGCAGUCAUUGGACCUUAUAAACACGGCCACUUGCCUGAGAGAGUUGAUCUAAAUUUUUAUCUAAGGUACUCCAUACCAUGCCUGUGGACUGCCAUUAAUUUUUACUGAGUACUUCGACCACCAGAAGAUUUUAAUGGCAGCCAAUCCUCCAUUUUGAGAGAAGCAAAAAGGAGUACAGAUAGAUGGAUAAGGGAUAGUAGUUUCUUUUAGUUUCCCUUGCACUAAUUAUAAUACCACUAAUUGGUUAACUGGUCAAUAGCCAUGGCUUAGGUGGCGUUUAGCCUUGUUAAGAUUAUACGUUGUGUCAAUCUUAGGUGCAGCUGUUCCUCUUGGGGGAGAAGACAUUCAGCAACUUAAUAAAAAAAUGGAGACAUUACAAGUCUGCAAUCCGACAGAAGGAGCAAGUAAGCUUGAUGAUGAUGGAGAAGGGAGUGUUGAAAAAAUGAAUGACAGUGCAAUAGGUUUGUAAGUGUUUUCUCCAUAAUUUGUAAUUUCCUUGUAAUUUAGGUGUGUAUUUGAGGAAGCAGGAAAUUUUUGGGAGAUUGUUAACAUUUUGCAUUAUUCUGUCUCGUGCAUUUUAACACAUCAAUAGCUGCCACGAACAAGACCCCCAUAGUGGGGGUUCAUUGGGCUGCCGACUGCACGAUGCAGUGGUUUAAUAUUAAGGGAAAUAUAUAUUAGGGCCAUUUCCAAAACAAAUUUCCUUCCCCGGAAACUCCCUUCCCCCCAAAUAUUGCAUGACAGUAUAACGUGACUAGAUUGAUCUGUUGCUGACUGUGAAAAACAGCUGAAAAAAAAAAUAUGGAAGAUGACACUGUAAGAAAGCAAGCCCUAGAGUUAAUGCAUGUGAAUGUUGUUCUAAUUUGCUUUUCACGAAGCUCUUACAAGACUGGCACCAAUUUUGUUCACUUACAAUAAUUUUACCUACUGCAAAUUUUGAUUUAAUCGCUGUUUUCAUGAGCAGAGUAGCUUUACAAAUUAUUCAAAGAGCUCAGCAUUUUGUUUUACCCUGAUGCAUAUACUUUCGUGCCUUUCAAAAUUGCUCAAGUCUACCAACCUCUAGCAAUCCUUCUUCUACUUCUUAUCAUUGUCAUCAUCAUCACUGUGCUUACUAGGUUCAAGAAACCCUCUACCGGUGCCAGAUAAUUGCAUACAAAAGAAGUUUAUUACCAAUCUGCCUUAUAAGGUAUGGGGAGCCUUGGUUGUCAAGCUAGACCCCCCACGCGAAUUAGGAGGAGACUUCAAAGAUCUCGCUGGCGAAAUGGGAUUUAACACGGAUCAGAUAUUGUAUUUCAAAUCACUGAAGAAUCCCACAGAAACUGUUCUAAAGGGUUGCUCCUCACGUUCUAUAGAGGAUCUUUGUAACAAGCUGGAUGUGAUUGGACGAGGGGAUGCUAGGUCGGAGAUUGAUAAAUGGAUCAAGACACAAGAUUGUAAAUGUGCAUUAUGCGCAACCACGAGUUAACCCUCGAGUUAUUAGGGAAGGUAACUUGCAUUUUGAUGGGGACUCUCCUCAUUUAAGACCUACAUGUCAUGACUUUAAUACCAGCUUGAAAAAUUUGGGGCAUACUACAAACCCAUUUUUUUAAACUCGCAAGUCUCACCAUUGAAGACAAAUUAGAAAGC